This is a messenger RNA of Phytophthora sojae, 1371 nucleotides long. RefSeq lists its product as hypothetical. Gene Ontology annotation, cellular component: membrane. Gene Ontology annotation, molecular function: iron ion transmembrane transporter activity. Gene Ontology annotation, biological process: iron ion transmembrane transport. Bases 1 to 1371 code for a protein of 456 amino acids. The record is from RefSeq and is a predicted model, not a curated record. The transcript has a single exon. NCBI's taxonomy places the organism in Eukaryota, Oomycota, Peronosporomycetes, Peronosporales, Peronosporaceae.
AUGUGGGAGUUUGCCGUUCCGAUCCUCUUUAUGGAGAUCUUUGUUGACACACUGCUGCCUAGUGCGUGCUUCUCGCUGGUCAUGUACGCCACCUGCCUCCUCGCGAUCCCGUGGGUCGGCAGACAGCUUGACGCGGCAAACCGCUGGAAGGCGAUGCAGUUCGCCAUCAUCCUGGAGAACGCUAACAUCAUCGCAAGCACCAUGCUGCUGGGAUCGAUAUUGCUGAUCACAAAUGCUGAUGGACUGCACAAACCAGAGUGGACUUGGCCGUUGACGCUGCUCUUCAUUGGGACUCUCGUCUGCGGAGGUGUAGGCCAAGUACUCAGUGAGGCGCAGACGCUCGGGAUCGAGCGCGAUUGGGUUGUAAUCAUCGCCCAGAGCAGCGGAGAGGACCGCUCUUCUGCGCUGGCGAGCCUGAACACCAUCCUGAGGCGCAUCGAUCUGGCAUGUAAGCUGCUCGGACCUCUUGCUUUUGGUGUCAUUAUGGACUUUGCCGGGCAUGACCCCACUACGCGUGCUAUGAUCGGAGCGUCCACAGUUGCAAUCUGGAACGCGUUGUCCACUCCGCUCGAAUACUUCAUGACCCAAGACAUCUACAAGCUCGUACCUGAGCUUGCUACCAAGGAGGAUCCUGAUGCCCCGGGCGACAAGGAGCAGCGGCAACAAGCUACUACUGCUGACGGCAAGUCGACGCUGUCUCGCUAUGCAGCGAUGUGGCGGAGUUAUUCGCAGCACCCAGUCUUCCUGCUCAGCUUUUCGUACUGCGCCUUAUACAUGACCAUCUUGGACAACGGGUCGCUAAAUACUGCGUACCUCAAGUGGCGAGGCGUUCCUGACUCGUUGUUGGGGUUGAGCCGCGGCGCUGGCGCGGUAUUUGGCCUCUUGGGUACCAUGCUGUUCCCUUACCUGCGGCGCACCAUUUCGCGGCUGGAGCGUGUCGCGGUGGUGAGUAUCUGGCUGUUCUGGUUAUGCCUAGCACCGGUGCUGGUGGCGUUCUUGCUGGUCGGCGAGUCGCGCGUGUCGGACUACGUUAUGCUCUGCUGCAUGGUCGGUGCGCGCGUGUGGCUCUGGAGUGCUGACCUCGCCGAGACACAGAUCAUGCAGGAGUGGAUCGAGCCGAGUCGACGCGGAGUCAUCAACGCCAUGCAGACAGCGACGUACCAGUUGUUCUACAUGCUCAUCCAGGCAAUGGGCGUCGUCUUCCACGACCCGCGGAAGUUCGAGGCGCUCGUGUUCUUCUCCGUCGCCACAGUGCUCGCUGCUGCGGUGGGGUUCACGGUGUGGGACGUUAGAUUUGGUCGGCAUCGAGCUCUGUUCGUGCGGCCCGCGACCAGAAGCUUGAAAGGCAUAGGCUCGCAUCCUCUGCCUUAG